CAAUUAUAGAUUUUUCAAUAUAUACUCUUUAAGUAUUAAUUUAACCAACACUUAAAAAAUAUUACUGAAAUGUCUAGUGUUAAUCCUACAACGGCAGGGGACCAAGCAGUACAGUCAACAACUCCUAAUACUGGUGCAGAGUUAGAUAUUGCAUCUUCAAACAUUGGCACUCCAUCUGUAACGUCAUUUUCAUCUAUUCGUGACAAUGUCCAGGAUUGUAUUGUAAAUUCAAUAAAUUCGGUACUAGAUCAAUCUACUGAGUACAGUGCAUCAGAUGUUACUACAUGGGUUGAUUCAAUAACUAGCAAUUGUCUAGAUAAUCUACGUAAAUUGAGUGAAAAGUUUAAAUAUAUUGUUAGUGUAAUGGUACUACAGAGAAGCCCAGCAGGCUUCCAUCUAUUCACAACUUGCUAUUGGGAUCAAGCAAAUGAUGGCAGCGUGACCCAUCGUUGGGAUAACAAGAAUCUACAUUGUGUAGUUGUUGUAUAUGGUGUAGCAUACUAGUCUUAAUGAAGAGAAAUAGUAGGGAAUCCAAUCAAAUAAUAAAAUACGAUAUAUUGGACCGAAGAUUAAUCAACAGUUAGAAAAAUAGCUAUUAGGAAUAAAAAAGAUCAGCUGGAUUAUAGAAUUAAUAUUAUUCAUGCUUUAAAUCAGAUACUUUGAAAAUAAUAUCCUUAUUCAAUAGCAUAUAUAAUCGAGGUCUGUUGAGUACUAGUUUGUCUAAUUUAAUUCCCAACAUAUUAAGUAUUCACAUUAAGAUUAUAUAUCUCAUUCCUACUUCUCAUAAUUGAUAGUACUUUAUCAAUUGCAACCAAAUUAUCUGGGUUUACCCUGGGGUCUCUCUCUGUUCCUACCUUGUUAGUUCCCUUCAAGGUGGAAUCCCUAGUUGACUUCUUUUUAAUCUUUUUAUUAUA
Messenger RNA from Cryptosporidium muris RN66, 914 nucleotides. Its product is annotated as Tctex-1 family protein. Lineage: Eukaryota; Apicomplexa; Conoidasida; Eucoccidiorida; Cryptosporidiidae. Gene Ontology annotation, cellular component: cytoplasmic dynein complex; cytoplasm. Gene Ontology annotation, biological process: microtubule-based movement. The transcript has 2 exons. Gene Ontology annotation, molecular function: dynein intermediate chain binding. The record is from RefSeq and is a predicted model, not a curated record. Bases 70 to 504 code for a protein of 144 amino acids.